UUGCAAAAUCUCUCUCCGCCUUUGCUUCAACACUAUGUCAAUGAGUUGGAAAUAGAGACAGGUCGUGUGUCAGAGCAGUUGAUUAACUGUCUAGCAGAGCGCGAGGAACUGCGUCUCUUCCGUGAAACUCUUGAUAGAUUCGUGGUCCUACAUAAUGCCCUUCAGCAUCGAAGGCGGAAAGCCGCUGAAGCUGUUCUCGCAAAUGCUACGAGAUCAACGUUAACUCAUCUCAAACCGCAGCUGAGUCACUCGGUUCUUUAUCGCCGAAUGCCGCGUGCCACUUCACCAUGCAGUUUAGUUGAACUCAAUGAUUUCUCAGUACGUGGUGACGCCGAUGACAGUUUAGGAGGGAGUACAGUCUCGUUAAAUCUAUGUCCUCCGGAGGUCAUCGAGCGCAUGCCCAAAGGAGCUCACAUUGGUGACCCUAUAGACUUUCCCUCGUUGAGGUCAGCAUUCAGUAAACUCUCUGGCUUGAUUGGUGGUCAUAGCACAGUUCAAGAGAAAAGGAACGAAGAAACAGUUAAGCUGGCCUCACGAGUUGUAGCCGAUGAUGCGAACACGAGGCAAUUGGGUGAUUCCAAGGCGGCUAAGAGAUUAGUCGAAAGUGCGAAGAGGAGUGGGAGCAAACUGCCGCCGAUUGACCUGCCCUGGCCAAUGGGUAGACCCGAAUACAGUCAGUCUUUGAAAUUGCAAAUUCCCAUUCCCUUCUCUAAAUUAUCCAAUUGGCUUCCCCCACGGCUGCCAGUCAUUAAUGAAAUUUUACUGGCCGUUCUACAAGAAUCUCCAGACUUGGAAAGGCUCCAACGUGAUCUUAUUCAGUUCGAUCCUUUAUUGGAAGCCCAAAGAUUACAACUAACAUCCAAGCACCUCUCAAAAAGUGGGUUUGAAUCAGCCCAUGUGGAUUCCAUGCAGAUUCUCUACUCAUCUAAUGACAAUAUCAGCGCCGGUGAUGCAGCAGCCCGAAAAACCGUCAGUUUUGAUUGGCGUGGAACCAAGGAACCCUUCAAAGAUCUUGCUGCUAAACGAAAUGGUAUUGUGAAGAAUAGCCAAGCCACUCAAGUCAUUAAAGCUAGGAACUACGACAGGGUGGCAAAGCUUUUUCAAAAAUGUCUUGUUAAAGUUUUAAAUAUUGAUCUGUGGAAGCUUUACCUUCAAUAUGUAAAGGACUCAAAAUGCAAGCUUCCAAAUUUUAGAGAAAAGAUGGCACAAGCUUAUGAUUUCACUUUGGAUAAAAUGGGUCUUGAUUUGAGCUCAUAUUCCAUAUGGGCUGAUUAUAUUACAUACCUGAAGUCAACUCAAGUGCAAGGUACAUAUGCAGAAAGCCAAAAGAUAACCGCUACCCGUAAAGUUUAUCAGCGGGCGAUUGUUACUCCAAUGCUGGGUAUUGAAACAAUCUGGCGGGACUACUGCAUGUACGAGGAUUCCAUCAACCCUCACAUUGCCAAAAAACUGACGGAGGAGCGUGGUCGUGAUUACAUGACAGCUCGAAAUGUCACCAAGGAGUAUGAAAUUAUGACCAAGGGUCUUUCUAAAAAUAUUCCCUCUGUUCCUCCCCAAAAUACUCCCCAUGAAGUUAAACAGGUCGAACUAUGGAAGAGGUAUAUCCAGUGGGAGAAGGAUAACCCUCUCAAAACUGAAGAUAUAUCAGUUCUUACGAAAAGAGUACUGUUUGCCUAUGAGCAAUGUCUUCUCUGUUUGGGACAUCAUCCGGACAUCUGGUAUGAAGCUGCUAGCUACCUUGAACAAGCCAGUAAGCUUCUUACCAGUAAAGGAGAACAGACAAUGGCCUUAGUUUUUGCAGACGAUGCCGCAGCAAUGUAUGAAAGAGCAUUAAAUCUCUUGAAGAACAACAUGAUGCUGUAUUUUGCUUAUGCUGACUAUGAGGAGGGUCGAUGUAAAUAUGUCAAGGUUCAUAGUAUCUACAAGAAACUUAUUUCGCUUGAAGGUGUCGAUCCUACUCUGCCCUAUAUUCAAUACAUGCGCUUCGCUCGUCGUUGCGAAGGUGUUCUCUCAGCUCGUCUAGUAUUCAAGAGCGCCCGAGCAGAUCCCCGUGUUGGUUAUCAGGCUUAUGUCUGUGCCGCUAUGAUGGAAUACUUCUGCAGCAAGGAUAUGAAUAUUGGUCACAAGAUAUUCGAAUUGGGCAUGAAACACUUCUCGAGCAACGCAGACUUUGUGCUCUGUUACGUGGAUUUUAUGUCACAUCUCAACGAAGAUAACAACACUAGAGUCCUCUACGAACGGGCCUUGGGAUCAGAUCAAAUAGCUCCCGAACGAACUCGCUCAAUUUGGUCGAGGUUCUUGCAAUUCGAACUCCAGGUAGGUGAUCUAGGCAGCGUUCAGAAGAUUGAGAAACGGAGGCUCAAGUCAAUUGAAACUGUAAAAGAAUUCCAGGGUCGUGAGACAGCGCUUCUAAUCGAUCGCUAUCGAUUUCUGGAUCUCUAUCCCUGCUCGGAGUCGGAAUUGCGUUCUUUGGGUUAUCGUGACUUAGCCAAACUCAACGUUACAGGUUCUGGCGGGGGUUUUCUACUCUCGGUUGGCCCUGGUGGUGGAUAUGUAGACGAUACAGCAGCUGGUGUCGGCGGUGGUGGUGGUAUAGGUGGCCCCUCUCUGCCUGAUUCCACUGAUCCCCUCUCAACUAACACAGCAGCUGCAGGACUCAACGGUACCAAGGCAGGUACUCAACAGCCCACAUUCCCUCGUCCCGACUUCUCUCAAAUGUUGCCCUUCAAACCUAAGGCUUUUCCUCGUACAAACAGCCAUCCUGUGGAGGGUGGGGAGUUUCCGCCUCCGCCUGCAGCGUCUGAUCUACUUAGAAGACUUCCUCCCCCCGAAUGCUUCCGUGGACCAUUUGUACAAAUGGAUAAGUUCCUUGAACACUUUUUGGAGUUGGAGAUUCCUGCUGAUUACAUUGCCCAAGUCAUGGCCGAAUCAGAAGAGACCGGGUUGACCCAUAUCGACCCGGGGACAGCACUCUCCAUCGAACUCUCCAACACCCUGCCCCAACAAAUCCUUAUGGCUGCACGGAAACGUAAACAACAGCAAAGUCGAGAUGAUGCCGGUGGUAGUCUGUUGAAACUGCGUCGUGCUACUACUCACCCCUCUACUAGUGGAGUCACUACUACAACAAAUGUCUUCGGAGAUUCAGAAGACGAAGGCGGAUCAAAUGAUGGGCAGGACGAUGAUAAUGAAGAUAGCUUUUUUAAUGAAGAGACCGACGCUGAUGUAACGGCCGGUGGAGUAUUGGAUCUGUUCAAGUUUAGAGUGUCGAAAAAGCAGGCAUCGAAUUAA
This is a messenger RNA of Rodentolepis nana, 3288 nucleotides long. The record is from the annotation of a GenBank genome assembly. Lineage: Eukaryota; Metazoa; Platyhelminthes; Cestoda; Cyclophyllidea; Hymenolepididae.